Messenger RNA from Staurois parvus, 354 nucleotides. Lineage: Eukaryota; Metazoa; Chordata; Amphibia; Anura; Ranidae. The record is from the annotation of a GenBank genome assembly.
UUACACUUGGCGCAAUGUAGUCAGGCAAGUACUGUAAUCCUGUCAACCGCCAAAUCCAGACACGUUCAUUGGAUUGCCAGACAGAAAAGCGUGAUUAGUCACUCCAGAGAACACGUCUGCAAUGCUCUAGAGUCAAGUGGCGGCUGGCUGUGUUGCUGUUGUUUUUAGUUGCUUCCACUUUGUUAUAAUACCACUAACAGUUGACCGUGGAAUAUUUAGUAACAAGGACGUUUCACAUAUGGAUUUAUUGCACAGGUGUGGCAAUCUAUCAGAGUACCACGCUUGAAUUCACUGAGCUCCUGAGAGCAAACCCAUUCUUUCACAAAUGUUUGUAGAAGCAGUCUGCAUGCCUAG